AUGUUCAAGCCCUCAUCGCCGCUCUUCUCGGGUCUUCUCUGGAAGAUCCCCUGGCGCAUCUCCGCGCCCCAGAAAGCCCGCCAGCGGAAGCGCCUCCGCGCCGUCGACCGCGUCGUGGACACCGUGAGCGCGGCGCUGGCCCGGAACGGCCAGACGGCCAAGCCCGUGACGCGGUGGUUCAACGAGAUGCCCCGCGAGGAGGAGAUGCUGCCCAAGGACAAGUACACUAUCUUCGACAAGAAGGAGAAGAAGUACCGGAAGGGGAUUCACAAGCUGCCCAAGUGGACGCGAGUCAGCCAAAGAGUCAACCCCCCUGGUUUCUAA
Aspergillus aculeatinus CBS 121060 is the source of this 324-nucleotide messenger RNA. RefSeq names its product mitochondrial 54S ribosomal protein mL60. Lineage: Eukaryota; Fungi; Ascomycota; Eurotiomycetes; Eurotiales; Aspergillaceae. The transcript has 3 exons. The record is from RefSeq and is a predicted model, not a curated record. Gene Ontology annotation, cellular component: mitochondrial large ribosomal subunit. Gene Ontology annotation, molecular function: structural constituent of ribosome. The coding region runs from base 1 to 324 and encodes 107 amino acids.